Molecule: messenger RNA, 1341 nt
Organism: Diutina rugosa
Lineage: Eukaryota; Fungi; Ascomycota; Pichiomycetes; Serinales; Debaryomycetaceae
Gene: CAP1
Product: DNA-binding transcription factor
Exons: 1
Coding region: 1-1341 (446 amino acids)
Cellular component (GO): RNA polymerase II transcription regulator complex
Molecular function (GO): transcription cis-regulatory region binding; DNA-binding transcription activator activity, RNA polymerase II-specific
Source: RefSeq, a predicted model, not a curated record
AUGAGUGAGGUCAAGCGGAGCAUUUCUGAGGUCCUGCCUUCUGGAGGGCCUCCCGACAAAAAGGCUCAUGCUAAACCAGGACGCAAACCUAUCGAUACCGAACCCAAGCUGAAGCGUACCGCUCAAAAUCGUGCUGCUCAAAGGGCUUAUCGAGAACGUAAGGAGAAGAAAAUGAAGGACUUGGAAGAAAAGGUCAAGUUGCUAGAGACAGAAAACGUGCGUGCCGCCACUGAAGGCGAUUUCUUAAGAGCUCAAAUUGAAGUUUUAAAGCUGGAGUUGGCUCGCUAUCGCGGCAACGCAGAUUUUAGUGAUUUGAAUCUUCCGACAUCCGUUGGUCGCUUGAGUCAUCCGCAAACUGGUGGCUAUGUCCCUCAUUUCCCAGAAGUAUCGCCAAUCCAUUUGAAGAAUUCCCAGACAUCCAUGUCACCACAGCGUAACGGUUCACUGAUAUCAUCACUGGCAAAAAGUGAUCAUUUAUCACUACUGGAAUCUCAACGGAAACUGCCAGAUUUUACUGCGGAAUAUUCAUGGCAACCAGAGAAGGACAAUGCCCUAGAAAAUCUCGAGACUGAUUUUUUCAAGAUGACACCUGCAAAUAACACUGCAAAUGCUUCUAGCAGCUUGAACUUGACCACAGAGAACUUAGAUGUUGCUGCUAAUUUCGAUGAACAAGUCAACACUUUCUGUACUAAACUUAAUGAAGCUUGUGGUACAAAGGAAUCCCCUUUGCCCAAAGACAAGCAGUUUGAAUAUUCAUCUCCGUUCUCCGCUUUGGUCACACCUCAAGAAGCUGAGGAGACUUCAACGGAAGCAUUUUUGGCCGUGCUGUCGGGUGACCCUCUCUCGUUUUUGAACGACGCGAAUUUUGAUAUGAAUCUUGCGUUCAAAGAUCCGGUUGCUCCUAUUCCCGAAUUUGAAAAACCGGUUCACGACGAAACUUUUGAUCUCUUGACUAAUCAGGAGCUGAUCUAUGAUCCCUUGGGCAGCGGAACAAUGGAGACGACACCAAACUCUCAAACUACUCCAAUUACAAUUGGUCUGGGGGCGACGCCCGGCUCUAAUAAGGAGGUGAAUAUCAAUUUCAGCUUUAAUGAGUUUGUCAAGUCUCUGAUCAGUGAGAAUUCCGCCGAUGAAGCUAUGGUGCCAGCUCUGCCAAAACGUAUGCAAUGCAGUGAAAUAUGGGAGCGUAUCACUCUGCAUCCCAAGUACUCAGAACUUGAUAUUGACGGUUUAUGUAGUGAGCUCAAGGCUAAAGCCAAGUGCUCAGAAAAAGGCGUCGUCGUCAAUCAAAAUGACGUGAACUAUUUUAUCGAACAGCUGGCAAUGAGACGGGGAUUAUGA